Molecule: messenger RNA, 4963 nt
Organism: Clarias gariepinus (North African catfish)
Lineage: Eukaryota; Metazoa; Chordata; Actinopteri; Siluriformes; Clariidae
Gene: cobl
Product: cordon-bleu WH2 repeat protein
Exons: 15
Coding region: 67-4062 (1331 amino acids)
Biological process (GO): actin filament network formation; actin filament polymerization
Cellular component (GO): plasma membrane; neuronal cell body; terminal web
Molecular function (GO): actin monomer binding
Source: RefSeq, a predicted model, not a curated record
AGCAGGCCCGGGGAGACGUCUUCGUUCUUUCUGAAUUACACGUUUCCUUUUCCAUUGUGCUCCUAAAUGCCAUCGGAUGGAGAUGGUCUUUUGGAAAGCCGUGACUUUUCAGCAGUGACGAGAAAAAUGAAGGCACAUGCUCCGCCUCCACCCUCCGUCCCCCAGCCUGCACCUCGCAAGAUCUUCCGCAACGCCAUCCCUGAUGGAGGAGCAGAGCUGGACACAAAGGAGAACAUGCCACAGAGCAGCGUGGAUCUCCAAGUCACCCUGCCCAAUGGAUACGAGACCCUAGUCACUGUGGAUGGGAGGAAAGCUCUGAUGGAUGUGUUGGUGGACUUGUGCGCUCAGUACCACCUGAAUCCAGCCGAACACACCAUGGAGCUGGCGUCGGUCGAGGGCCAGCCCGUACCCUUCAAGCCCAACACCGUGCUGGGAACACUGCACGCCGGCAGUGCCAUCAUCAAGGAGAGGAGCCCGGAGGAGCGGGUACCCAGGAAACCUGCGCCCAAAGUGCCAGAGAAGACAGUACGGCUGGUGGUGAACUACCACCGAGGGCAGAAGGCAGUAGUGCGUGUGAAUCCGCUCCUGCCCCUGCAAACCUUAGUGCCCACCAUCUGCCAGAAGUGUGAGUUCAACCCUGCGCGUGUGCUUCUGCUCCGUGACGCCGUUAGCCGGCAUGAGCUGGACCUGCGCAAGUCACUCACUGAACUCGACAUCCGUGAGCUGUACGUGCUCGACCAGACACUGGUUCUCCAGCCUAAAAUGGUCUCGGCUCCUGUCCUUAACUACUCAGCAGGAUCUCUCAACUCCGACGCUCAAAGCAGAGGCGAGAAGAAGGGACUUCUGGGCUUGUUCAGCUUCAAUCGGAGGAAAUCGAAGACAGAAGAGUUCUCUGAUGAUGCGGAUGAGCAAGAUGACAGGCUAAUGCAAAACACACACACUAACAUCAAAGGUCUGUCAUCGGUCAGCAGCGUGUGCGUAGAGGCUCGUCCCAACACUCUGGGCCAAUCGCAGUCAGCCAUGAACCUGUCCCGGCUGUCCCCGAAAACCGAGCCUAAGAAACGGCGCGCCCCGGCUCCGCCCCGUCCUUCGGCCCCCCAGGUCACGGAGACGCAAAUGCAGUGCAGUCUUGCACCGAAGGCACAGACAAAACCGAGCUCACCGGGUCAGUUAAAGAAACGGAAAGCCCCGCCUCCUCCACCCACUGUAAAUCCCACCACCUCCUUGCCAGCUCCCACCGAGGCUGCCGUCCAGGUACUCGGCACUGCAGUGGCAUCUGACGACUCCAUGUCCGAUCUGAGUCACAGCAUUGAGGACUCCGAACCGGCUGCAUCUGUCUGCAGCAGCACCAGCAAUGAUGACGCCGCUGAAUCCAGCAGCCUGGCCGAGGAAACCAUGCCCGAGCCAACCGUCGAGUUAGCUACGUCCAAGGUGGAAAAAGUUGCAGAAUCGAAUCAACAGCCAGUAUACAGAAGCUUUGUUAGGCAAGAACCUGAGGAGCUUAAAGUGGAGGAAGUGGAGAACAACCGUCAUAGUACAAUGGUCUGGCUGCACACAGCAGAGCAGGAAGCCGAGACAGUGUCCAUGUGCAGCAGCGAAAGCUUCGCCGAUCAAGGUUACGCACCGUCUGACGGAAUGGCUGACUCUCCAACUACUUCCCCUGAGGACACGGUUUCCCUAGGUCCUGAUUCCUCUCUGAGCCCUACCCAACCUCAGGAAGACUGCGACAGCGAUGAGGGCUGUGCCACAUGGGGCUCGCGCCACAGCGGAAACAUGCGACCUGGGAACCAAUCAGUCAAGAGAAACAACGGCUAUGAGGAAGACCCUGCAAUCACUGCCCAGAUCCACUUAACCUUGGCUGAUUUAGAUGCAGACUUAGCAGAAAUCGAUCACUCUUAUGAGGAACCUGUGUGCAUGGAGGAUGAGAUCCCCGUGUCUGUGGUCGAUAUAGAUGUUCCAGUUACAGCAAUUGAUGAAGUCAUUGAUGACUAUUCAGCUAGCUUGAAUGUUUUUGAGGCGGCACUACAGCGCAGUAAGAAGAUCUGUGAACCAGAAGAUGGCUCAAACAAGCUAGUCGUAGAUCUCCAGAACAAAAACAACAACGCACACAUGUCAAAGAAAUCAAUCAGUCCAUCGCAAGUAGAUCGGAUUCAGUCAGGUGACAAGAAGGAGCAAUCAGAGAAGGUCGCUAUAAGCCCAGGAAUUAAGGGUAGAGAUGAACCGGAUAAACAGAAGCUGACAUCUCAAAGUCUUUCAGUGUCUACUGUUACCAGUAGUGCACAGAAUGUUCUUGAAAGUAGACUUCGGCCUCCACCAACAGUACAGUGCCAUAGCAAUGGAAGCACAGAAUUCAACAGAGCCUCAUCUGUCAAAUCUCAAAACAUGAUCAGCAAGAACCCAGUUUCUAAGUUCGGCCUGAAGACCUUUACCAUCGUCCCUGCUAAACCAGCCGGGUCCCAAAAUCAGGUCAAGUCUGUAGGCUCCUUGCGUAUGGGUGCCAUAAAAAUCGAUGAGUUGGGUAACAUGGUUACACAGAGAGAGGUUCAGGACACAUCUGAUCUCCUUGACGAGACAGGUGAUGACCGGGAUUCUCCACUCCUGGACAAAGCUAAGGCCUUCUGGAGUUCAGCUAGAAAGGAGGAUCCAUCACCUAGUGCCUAUAAAAGAGCAUCUGUAAAGACUGAAGAAGUUGUAACACCCAAACCGUUACCUGUAGCAGCAGUGUCACAACAUCCAGAGAAGUCAAGCAUUACGGAACCCUCGAAACAGGUCAACGGGCCAAGCACCAACCUCGCAUCUGCAGUAAUGAAAAAGCUUGCUGUUUCGGAUCCUGCCGAAAAUAUGUUUUUUACAGAGCAAAGGAAGAAUCUUACUUUCCUCAAGCCUUCCAAAAGAACUUCAAGUCAUUAUGUGGCUUCAGCUAUUACUAGGUAUACAGGGAUUUCCUCAAGCAAAGUAGAUGGUGUUCAGGAGCUUCCAGAGUCCAUGUGUGCUGGACAAAAGCAGGUAACCAGCCAAGCCUUUAAGAACGACCUAAAACCUGUGCAAGCAGUGUCAAAUCGUAAGGCUUCGGAUGCAUCUGUAAACUCUGUGCCUUUUCUUCCUGCCGCCAACCCCUACCAAAGUUAUACUCCAGAGAAGCAGGAAAUCUCUAGAGAACCACAAAUCAUUGGUACAAAUGUAUCUAGCACUAAAGCUCUGAAUUCCAGCCGAGUAAACAGCGAGCCUCAACGGCAAGCAGGCAUUUCUACACGGUCUGAACCCACACUGUCUUCUUCUAAAGAGAACAUGUCGGUGAAAAAAAACCCAGGAAACUCUUUGCCCAUGAACAGUACAGUAAACACUCUUCGUCCAGCAGUAGCAAAGAAACCAGAGUUACACAGUCUUGGUAUUCAGCCCAGUCCAUUUGGGCCGGUUAAAAAGUUUAAGCCUGUGGUGCUGAAGUCGGUAGAGAAGGAGACGUCUCUUCACAGUUCGCUCAUGGAGGCGAUUCAGUCAGGAGGGGGAGUGGACCGUCUCAGAAAGGUAUCGGACUCUUCCAGGACCAGCAUGCUGAAGAAGCCAUCAUACGUGAAGCCCGAAAACGAACAUUCUGCUCUCCUGUCAGCCAUCCGAGCUGAUAGUAAUUCGACGAGACUUAAGAAGACAAACUCGUCAGCCGCCGCUGAGCUGGAGCAGUUCAGGAAAACUGAGGAGAACCGGUCGGAGCAGAGACACACGAGUCCUCCAGGUCCUCCUGCGUUCAUGCCUCCACAACCACCACCAAUCCUUACGCCACCACAACCAACCUUUACACCGCCACCACCACCAACCUUUGCCCCACCACCACCAGCCUUUACACCUCCUCCACCACCACCUCCUCCUACGUCCUCAGCUAAGCGGACUGUGGUGCUGCCUGCAGGGGGAAACCCAGAGUCUGCCAGAGAGGCACUGCUGGAGGCCAUCCGUUCAGGCGCCGGGGCCGAACGACUUCGGAAAGUUCCGGUGACGACAAAAACCGUUAAAGUCAAUGGAAGACUAGGCACCAUCCAGGCAUCUGCUUUACCUCCACAAGAGCCCUAGAUGUUUUCAGAUUUUUUUUCAGAUUUGAUCUUAGAGAUUCUCAUAGCCAAAUUUCACAUUGUAUGCUAACACAUUUGCUAUAUAAGUUGCAAAAUACAGUUAUGUAUAGUUGUCGGUCACAUGCUGCUUUUUGUCCGUGCCAAUCAUUUCUAAAUUAAUUUCAUAAUUAGGAAUCUUUGUAAAUGUAUAGGAAAAAAACAUGUUCUGUUUUUAAGGACAACACACUGUACGUUGUUCACAAAUAAGCCUUUACACUUUCUAAUUAUCUAUCAGUAUUUUGAAAUACAUUUUAAUUGAUAUCAAUAUUUGUUAUCGUGAUCUCAUACUAAUCGCAGGUAGUCUGUGCUAAUUAUUUGAUUAGUCAUAAUGACCAUUGAUUUUCUUUUUCUUAAAGCACCGUAGCUAUACAUACAAAUGAAAAAAGCAUUAAUUUAAAUGUUCAAAUGAACAUACUGUAGCAAACAUUUGUUUAGAAAUUUAAUUUCGAAAAUAAUUCAUUUCAUAACCUUUGCUCACCAUGCUGCUACUUGGCAAAAAUUUUAUUUAUGCCAUUUGAAGGGAAAAUUAAAAAAAACUAAAUCUAUACCUUUAUAAAUAUAUUUAAUAUGUCUUUAAUAUAUAUAAAGUGGACUGCAUGACGGACCUACAGAAGGUACAGACAGGUCUGACUUUAAAAUCUGUAAGCUCUUAUGGAUGAAGGUUUUUGGAUCAGAGAGUUGUAUAUUUUGUACCUGUUCAUAAUUAGAAAUUGCAUCUAUGAUUCAUUUUUGUUUAGAUGCCACAUUGUUGGUAUGAACAUGUUUUUUCUUUUUAAGUUCUACUUUUGUACAUGAAGUGUGCAAUAUUUUUGAAAGAUUUAGAUAUAAAUCAAUAAAGCAAUCAACCGUUAAAUCAAUAAACU